AGUGAACGCACCGUGUUCGGAGCAGAGACUCCGCAGGUAAACGGCGCUUCUGUACAUUUAGUACGUACCGUUUCUUCUGCAGCGGCUUUUACACGUCAAACAAAAGUGGAUCCGGAUCUUCUGUCUUUGUUCUUCACCGAAUGGACGUGCAGACAGGAUGAACCUCUGGUUUUUGUUCGUAAUUCGGACCUACAUCGCUGCACUGCUGUUAGACGGCACGUUAGUCUGCCUGUUCAGAGGUGCGUUCACACGCGUAUCAUUAGGUGUGAAGAACAGUGCGGGAUUAGAGACUUCACCUGUACCUGUGGAGGGGACGGAGACGCACUAUCAGGAUGCCCUACUAAACAACUUAACAAUCAUUCAUUCUGCUCACUCAGUGGCAGGUCGUAGCAGAGGAGUGAAACCGCUGGACAGGACGCGACCCUUCGCUAUAGUGGACGGGCAGAGGCGGAGUCUCAGGCAGGUGUUACAGCGCGGUCACCCCGACACUCUGCUGUGUGGGCUGCAUUUUGGCGACAGCCUCCUUCUCCUGGACCUGGAGAAAAACCAACGUCUCCUGGCGAAGCCUCCCAGUGUCUAUUACUACCUGCCGAACGGGACCGGGGUGUACAUGAAGGAGAACCGAGUGGCUCAGUGUUACUAUCAUGGUUCAGUGAGAGGUUUCCCAGAGUCCCGAGCGGCAAUAAGCGCCUGCGCUGGCUUACGGGGGGUGAUCGUUCUUAACAGCAGUUUAAGUUUUGAGCUGCAGCCUGAUGAAGAGGAUGAAGGUCCAGAGAAAAACGGAGGUUCAGGAGAGCAGGGGAUGCACAAGUUCUACCCGACACACCAUCUGAGCUCCGAGUCUGGAGGAUGUGGCGUUUCUCACACCCCUGUACCGCCCAUUCAAGUUGCUCCUCAAAUUCACAGGGCUAAACGAGACAUUCUCACAGAGACCAAAUAUAUCGAGCUGGUGCUGGUGGCCGAUCACAAAGAGUACCUCAGUUACAAGAAGAACAACAAGACCAUCAUAUACCGCAUGCUGGAUGUGGCCAACCAGGUUGACUGGUUCUAUCGGGCGCUGAACGUCCGGGUUGCUCUGGUGGGUUUAGAGAUCUGGAACGAUCAAGACAAGAUCCUGAUCGAUAAAAAUCCCACCGAUACGCUGAACCGAUUCCUGGACUGGAGGACCAGAGAGCUGCUGCCACGCCUACGUCACGACAACGCGCAGCUCAUCAUGGGAGGGUCUUUCGACGGGACGACGGUGGGCAUGGCCUCUCAGUCCUCCAUGUGCUCCAAGGACCGAUCUGGAGGAGUUAAUGUGGAUCACCUGGUGAGCGUGCUGGGUGUGGCGUCCACGGUGGCCCACGAGCUCGGGCAUAACCUGGGUAUGAACCACGACACGGCUGAGCGCAGCUGCCAGUGCCGGAAUGAACCGCGUCUCGGCGGGUGCAUCAUGGAGCCGUCCACGGGGUUCAUGCCCGGCCAGCUGUUCAGCAGCUGCAGUAAGCACGAUCUGUCUCUGAGCCUGAUGCACGGCGGAGGGAUGUGCCUCUUCAACGUUCCCCAGCCGGAGAGGAUGCUGGGAGGCCCCCGCUGUGGAAACCUGUACGUGGAGAAGGGAGAGGAGUGUGACUGCGGCCUACUCGACGAAUGCAGUGACCCGUGCUGUAACGCCAGCACUUGUAAGCUGGUCCCGGGUGCCCAGUGUUCCUCUGAUGGCAUUUGCUGCGAGAACUGUAAACUCCGUGCCCCUGGUUCUCUGUGCCGGGAGCCUCUGGGUGAGUGUGAUCUGCCCGAGUACUGCACCGGCUCCUCCCCUCACUGCCCAGCCAACGUGUUCCAUCAGAACGGCGAGACGUGCCAGGACGGCGACUCCUACUGUUACAGUGGGGUGUGUACCAACAUGGAUGACCAGUGCCAGCUCCUGUGGGGACCCAACUCCACCCGGGCUCCUCCAGUCUGCUUCUCCUCUGUCAACAAACAGGGCAACAAGUACGGCAACUGUGGCCAGAUGCCCAACGGCACCUUCAUACCCUGCUCCAACACCGAUGUGCAGUGCGGAAGAAUCCAGUGUCAGGGUGGCAACGAUCGACCCCGCCUAGAAUUAAACGCAGAAGUUCUGACCACCAAGGUGAUCAACUUCACCUGUCGAGGGACGCAUUUCCACCUGGGUGAUGACGUUUCUGAUCCAGCCAUGGUGGCCCAGGGAACGACGUGUGGUCCAGGCAAGGUGUGUUUAGACCAGCGCUGUCGGGAGGUGUCUGUGCUCGGGGUUGAGCAGUGUCGGGGCAAGUGCAGCGGCCACGGGGUGUGCAACAGUAAUCAGAACUGCCACUGUGAUGACGGCUGGGCUCCUCCGGACUGUAAAUACUCAGGUACAGGAGGAAGCGUGGACAGCGGUCCUGCACGCCAGCCCAGAGGUUUCAAUCCCAUGCGUGUGGCUCUGCUGGUGAUCUUCCUGUUCGUGCUGCCGGUCACGCUGCUGUUCCUGGUGUUCCGCUUCCCUCGCUGCCGCCGGAGCCUCUUACGUCUUUACAGCACGCCAUUCAGCAAGACCAGGCAGUCCAGCCGAACUCCUCCCACCGAGAGAGUGAACGCUAACAACGGAGAGCAGAUCCUGCCGCUGAGGUACCAGUGGACGCCCCAGAAUGACAUUCCACUCACACGGGCCAUCAGUAAGGCUCAGGACAGGCCUGCUCCUCCUACUAAACCUCUCCCGCCUGACCCCGUCUAUAAACCACCUGUCCAGACGUCAGGGCAGCGGCCCGCGGCGCCCACCAAGCCCCUCCCUCCCGACCCCGUCCCCCCUGAGAACAGGAUACAUCGACAGCCGAGGGUGAUGAGACCAGCCGCCCCGAGCAAGCCCCUCCCCCCUGACCCUGUCCUAUCUGACCGACAGAGUCAGAAGACCGUCCCUCCCAGACCUCCAGUACCCAGGAAGCCUUUGCCUGCAGACCCCUCUGGUUACCCUGCCCCUCUGCCUCUGGUGCCCAUGUCUGUGCCAACAGUCCACCACACAGCGGUCGCCCCAUCUGCCAGCUACAAUCCUUCUGCUGCUGUUGCUAAUCCUGCAAGACGUCCGCUGAUGCCCCCUGUCAGACCAGUACAACAUCCCAGAAGGUUCCACACACCUCCUGCGGUGUGAGCGUGGACGACGCGCCGCGGCUGAGACGCUGCUCGAUGCCUACACACUUCUAAUUGCACUGAUAAUGAAAGACGUGCUAAUGGACGUCCUAGAGCUGAACCGGAAACGUCCUCUGCGACUCUUUGUACCUUUCAUGACGUGACAGCACAGCGGACAGAAUGAAGCAGCCGUCCUGUUACGACCAGGAUUAAAUAGGGGUGGAAUUUAUUGCACUAUUUAGCCUCUGACAUAAAUAUUCUGUUAAAUGUUCUUCUGUCUUCAGUGCUAAACGUUCCUGCAGAUAAAAGCUGCUGUUCUGGACUUUCUGACUUUUGUAAAUAAUGAAUGUGAGAUGAUGAGAUGAAUUUUGCAAUACAGUAUUUUUAUGUGAUUAAACAUUGAACCUGUU
Messenger RNA from Trichomycterus rosablanca, 3512 nucleotides. It is a transcript of the gene adam15, whose product is annotated as ADAM metallopeptidase domain 15. The record is from RefSeq and is a predicted model, not a curated record. Gene Ontology annotation, biological process: integrin-mediated signaling pathway; proteolysis; innate immune response. NCBI's taxonomy places the organism in Eukaryota, Metazoa, Chordata, Actinopteri, Siluriformes, Trichomycteridae. Gene Ontology annotation, molecular function: integrin binding; metalloendopeptidase activity. The coding region runs from base 158 to 3124 and encodes 988 amino acids. The transcript is spliced from 25 exons.